GGCCAGUCCCCAGUCAUCGGGAGGGCGGGUUCCGCGGAUACCCUGUUUUUGUUUCUGCUGCCUCCUUCCCCCUUUUUGGAGCUGCUUGAGCCGCCGAGGCAAACCCAGUCGGGAGUCGAGCUUGCGGCCCAGAUCAGUUUCUUAGGGUGAAAAGUAAACCUUGAGAGGCACAUGUUGCUUCUCUCACGGCUUACCGCCUGGCAGCUCAGUGUGCUUUACCUGGGUGGCAAGUCAGUGGGCCAUGCAUGAUUAGACCCUUUAGAAAUUAGUGCUCCAUACGCUUAGUGAAGUUGAUGAUGGAUCUGAAUUUUCAUUUGAAAGGAUCUAGUUUAAAAACUGGUCAUUUCUCUUCCAGUCAUUUUCGCUGCCUGUUCUAGCAUUAUUUUUGGUAACUCCAAAGAUAACAUGAGACCCUGUUUUUCUUGAUUCUGAGGCAUAUUGUUACCGGAGAACUGGGUUUGCCUCUUGGUGAGCAUGGGGGCAAAAGACACAACCAAACCAAAGACCUGGAGAAGGAAGGAUUUAUUACUUGCAGCGACUUUCAAGAGUGUUGGAUCUUCCUCCAGAAUACUUGAUCAAGUCAAUAUCUGCAGUUCCAAUUUCCAGAAAAGAAGAUACCAUAAAGCUACAACUAGGUAAUGGAAGAGGAAGAGUUUUGUAAGGUGAUGCAAGAUAAAGUUCUAAAUCAAUACAAGAGAAGUAGCUGACUUUCAGCUUUCUGUGGAUUCUCUAUUGGAACACAACAAUGGCCAUUCAAGACCAGAUAUUCAACUUCAAGCCAUGAGACUGGCAGAGAAGCUAAAAUGUGACACGGUGGUGAGUGAAAUCAGCACUGGUCCAGGGACUGUAAAUUUCAAAAUAAACAGAGAACUAUUAACAAAGACAGUACUACAAGAAGUGAUUGAAGAUGGCUCAAAAUAUGGAUUGAAAAGUGAACUGUUUUCUGGCCUUCCCCAGAAGAAGAUCGUGGUUGAAUUCAGUUCACCUAAUGUUGCCAAAAAAUUUCAUGUUGGACAUUUGCGUUCUACCAUCAUAGGAAACUUUAUAGCAAAUCUCAAAGAAGCUUUAGGACAUCAAGUAACAAGAAUAAAUUAUCUUGGAGAUUGGGGCAUGCAAUUUGGUCUUUUGGGAACUGGCUUCCAGCUGUUUGGCUAUGAAGAAAAACUCCAGUCCAAUCCUUUACAGCAUCUCUUUGAAGUUUAUGUACAAGUUAAUAAAGAAGCAGCAGACGAUAAAAAUGUAGCAAAAUCAGCACAUGAGUUCUUCCAGCGAUUGGAACUGGGCGACACGCAAGCACUUGCACUCUGGCAGAAAUUUCGGGACUUGAGCAUAGAAGAGUACAUUCGGAUUUACAAGCGUCUAGGAGUACACUUUGAUGACUAUUCAGGAGAAUCAUUUUAUCGUGAAAAAUCUCAAGAAGUCUUAAAGUUGCUGGACAGUAAAGGACUCCUACAGAAAACAAUUAGGGACAGCAGAAGGUCGUGUGCAGCCUUCCUGGCAUUUUUUUACAGUGCUUUUUGCUCUUCAGAGUACUUUCCCACAUGCUGUCUCUUGUUGCCGUCGCAAAAUCCUGAGUUACCUUUUUGCAUUUCUAGAAAAGGCACAGCUGUAGUGGAUCUGUCAGGGAAUGGUGACCCCUCCUCAAUUUGUACUGUAAUGCGAAGUGAUGGGACGUCUCUCUAUGCAACCAGAGAUCUUGCAGCUGCUAUAGAUCGAAUGGACAAGUAUAAUUUUGAUAAAAUGAUUUAUGUGACAGAUAAAGGGCAAAAAAAGCAUUUUCAGCAAGUGUUCCAAAUGCUGCAGAUCAUGGGAUACGACUGGGCAGAAAGGUGCCAGCACGUGCCCUUUGGGGUAGUGCAGGGAAUGAAGACGCGAAGAGGAGACGUUACUUUUCUGGAAGAUGUUCUAAAUGAGAUUCGAUUGAGGAUGCUACAGAACAUGGCUUCUAUUAAGACUACCAGAGAGCUGGAGAACCCCCAGGAGACAGCAGAGAGGGUGGGGCUCGCAGCCCUCAUCAUUCAGGACUUCAGAGGUUUCCUGUUAUCUGACUAUCAGUUCAGCUGGGAUCGUGUUUUCCAGAGUCGCGGGGACACGGGAGUCUUCCUGCAGUACACACACGCCCGCCUCCACAGUUUGGAAGAGACUUUUGGAUGCGGUUAUCUAAAUGACUUCAACACUGCUUGCUUACAAGAGCCACAGUCUGUUUCCAUUCUCCAGCAUCUUCUCAGGUUCGAUGAGGUGCUUUAUAGGUCAGCCCAAGACCUUCAACCCAGGCACAUUGUCAGUUACCUUCUAACUCUAAGUCAUCUUGCAGCGGUGGCACACAAAACACUACACAUAAAAAGCAGUCCUCCUGAAGUGGCCGGGGCCAGACUUCAUCUUUUCAGAGCUGCCCGCUCAGUCCUAGCCAACGGAAUGAAACUUCUUGGAAUAACACCUGUAUGUAGGAUGUAAUUUCUAAUUAAAAUUGCUUUUAAAAUACUAAAUGAAUUCUAGUUAUCUAUUCUUACAUGCCUCGCUAUUUAGAAUAGAAUUGAAACUAAUAUUCUGUGUCAGAAUCUAUAUUUUAUUGUCUAUAUUUUAUUAAGUGAUUUAUCAACUUAUUAAAUCUUUAUCUUUUAAAAAAAUCAUCUGAGUUUCCUCAUGGUCAAUAAGUACUAAACAGACUUUUGUUAAACUAAGUUAAAUCUUUUUAAAGUCAUUGUGGUCUACCGGAGACAAAGAGUUUAAACUCUGGCUUGAGGGUUUUUUUGUUUUUCUUU
Messenger RNA from Balaenoptera musculus (blue whale), 2762 nucleotides. RefSeq names its product arginyl-tRNA synthetase 2, mitochondrial (gene RARS2). Gene Ontology annotation, biological process: arginyl-tRNA aminoacylation; mitochondrial translation. NCBI's taxonomy places the organism in Eukaryota, Metazoa, Chordata, Mammalia, Artiodactyla, Balaenopteridae. The record is from RefSeq and is a predicted model, not a curated record. The transcript is spliced from 22 exons. Gene Ontology annotation, cellular component: mitochondrion; cytoplasm. Gene Ontology annotation, molecular function: ATP binding; arginine-tRNA ligase activity. Bases 781 to 2454 code for a protein of 557 amino acids.